Vanrija pseudolonga is the source of this 1719-nucleotide messenger RNA. It is a transcript of the gene mcp2, whose product is annotated as Meiotic coiled-coil protein 2. The coding region runs from base 1 to 1719 and encodes 572 amino acids. Gene Ontology annotation, molecular function: RNA binding. The transcript has 15 exons. Lineage: Eukaryota; Fungi; Basidiomycota; Tremellomycetes; Trichosporonales; Trichosporonaceae. The record is from RefSeq and is a predicted model, not a curated record.
AUGAUGAACCAACAGGACCCACUAAAGGGCCAUGCCUUCCUCCGUAACGAUGACAUCGUACCGGUGGCCCAGGCUACUCCCUUCCUCCCAGGCAUCAGCGGUGGUAUCUGGUCCCCUCCCAAUAAGUUAGGGUUAGUCAUGGACCCCGAAACUGAAGUGAGUACAUUGCAAGAAAGGUUCGCGUUGUGGCUGACGGCCACCCAGAAAGACGAUCAGAUCCGGGCUCUCCAGAAACAGAUCGCCCAUCUCACUGUGGAGAGGAGCAUCAUGCAAACUGAGAAUGCCCGCCUGGUCCACGAGGUGCAUCAGCUGUCCUCUCUCAUACGUAACCAACAGCCCGGCGGUAUCAUUGACCGCCCUCGACAGAUUGCCGGCAGAGCCCUUGGCCCCACGUCCCCCACCACCCACACACCACCGUCGUAUGACAACCAGAACUAUCUUCCGCCCUUCCGCGAUAGCCUGUACCAGGCCGGUGGUCACAGCAUCCCCGAUCGCCACAUGGGGUUCCAUUCCUCUCCCAACCUGGCGGCGACUCUCCAAGACCCCUCGACGUACCACCCUUCGCAACAAACUGUUGAUCUUAUCCUGAGCGGAAAACUCGACUACAUGAGGAUGGACCCAAGGAGCGAGCAUGACCUCAUCCGCCCACUUGUUUGGACCAUUGCCCACCAGGAGCCCAAGAACAACACUCAAGCGGCCACUCUCAAGAUUGCUGCCAAUGCCCUUGGAAGCAGGCUAGGGCAGCCGCGUUCGAUGCCGAUCACCCACUACCUCAUUAGCGUGAUCCUCGAGUGGGCCAAGCCUCUCUGUUUCACGUCUAAUGGCAACUAUCUCUGCCAACAACUCCUCGAUAAGGGAACUACAGAGGACAAGAUUAAUUUCAUCAAGGUUAUCGAGAACGAUGUCGUUCCGAUCGCAAACAACAAGUUUGGAGCUCAUGUGCUCGUCAAAGCUGUCGGUGUGAAGGAGCUGGAGGGCCUCAUCUCGGCUGCCCUCCUCAAGUAUGGAAUCUACGAGUCGAUGCAGACUGGAGCCCGGAAGGUGUGGCGCCCGUACCUCUGCAAGUGCAGGAGUCACAACCAGACGGAAAUUUUCGACAAGAUCAAGGAGACCAUGAAGGGGCGCUGGGCGGACCUGGCUGUGUCCAAUGAGAAUGGAUCAAUCUCUGUGCAACAGAUUUUUGAAGGAUGUGCCAACCAGGAUCUAAUCGACGCCUGCUUUCACGAGGCAAGUUACAUCAGUGGAGUUAUUACUGACAUUCAGAUUCUUGAGGACAUUUCACGUGUUGCCAACAAUCAGUUCGGACAUUUCGCUAUCAACAAGCUUUUGAACUUCCACGAGACCUUUAUCAAGCCAGUGUCGCACGCCAUUCUCACGGCGUAUCCGCCCCUCGCCACAAACCAUCAUGGAGUACAAUUUGUCGAGUUUGUCAUCAGCUCGAACCGCAUCCAGCAACGCAACAAUAUUGUCAAGUACAUUGAAUCACUUUGCUCCCAAAAGGACGGACGCACACCCGCCAUGGUGCCGGUCGCGAACUCUUCCGUUGGCCGUGGCCAUCUUCAGAGCAUUCUACGUCAGGUUCCACCGGGAGAGCGGGCUCUUAUGAGCCGUGUCCACAACACUUGUCGUCAGUUCCAGACGACUCUCAGAAACUCUCAAAGUGGCAACGAACUCCUCCGUAGCCUGAGCAUCAUUAAUACCCCGGCUCGCCGUGUUUAA